This is a messenger RNA of Metarhizium album ARSEF 1941, 3285 nucleotides long. RefSeq names its product WD repeat containing protein pop1. NCBI's taxonomy places the organism in Eukaryota, Fungi, Ascomycota, Sordariomycetes, Hypocreales, Clavicipitaceae. The coding region runs from base 1 to 3285 and encodes 1094 amino acids. Gene Ontology annotation, molecular function: protein binding. The transcript has 3 exons. The record is from RefSeq and is a predicted model, not a curated record.
AUGACGCCCUCGCCCUUGCCUGGCAGCCUGGCUCCAGAGCCACGGCGACCGCGAAGCGCUCCAAAAGUCUCUGUCAACAUCGCGGAAGGUUCAAAGGGCAACGGUCGGCGGUUCCAGCUCGAAGUGAGCGAAUGUGUUGAGACUAAAACUGUUACAACCACAACUCGUCUUACUCGCAAGUUCCCUCAAGUCUUCGUUCGCGACCCAACCCCGCUUGAAAGCCUCGACACGAAAGAAUACCCUUUGGCGAUGAAACCAACGCCGCCAGAGUUGCUAGAUUUCUCCUAUUAUGUCCCCGAAGACGACCAGACUGACGACCAAGACGGCCAUUCCGACGGCGAAAAGGACGUCACCCAGGACGGCUCGAGUCAGCUGGUGGUUGCCAAACCCCUCAAGCAACUCGUGACCGGUGGCUCCCUAACACCUACGGCCGUGGGAACCGAAUCCUGUCUGCAUCAGACUCCGAUGCCAAAUCGAACCAGCCGGCAGGCAUCACGGUCUCCUUCCGAAGCUUAUCCCCGACGCACUCGCGCAGCCCGAUCUAGCGGUGCAGAUUCGCCAUCGCCUUCAGCCUUUCAGUGUCGUGCCGCUUCUGUCAUUACGCCUCGAACAUCACUGCGCCUUCCCCGUUUCUCUACCUUGCAUGCCGUGUCAGACAAACUGAGGCGAUCAAUAGCUCAGGGUGACUCGACCUCUCCCGGAGUCUGCGGUGGCGGAAACACGGAUGCCGCCGGCAUGCCGCCCUCCAGUCGCCGUGAUGUUGCCGAAAGACUCAGCCGCGCUGGAUCCGGUUUCCUUGCCACUCCCGAUAUUACUUCCGAGGUCGUUGGUUCGGCCAUGGACCGCUCUUCCCAACGACGCCGUCCAUCAGACUUGGAACGGCCUCCAUCCCUGCAGGAUCCUUCCUCCGUGCCUGCUGUUGCCUGUGACUCUGCUAGCCCAGCUGGGAGUGACUCUCAUACUGUGUUCAGUAGCAACGUGGCUACGCCGCCAAUCACCGAUGCCGACCCCGAGCCUUUUGGAGACGCAGACGACUCACUUCAGCACUCCCUUCGUGCGGCAAUUCACCACAGACCUACAAUUGAUGUCGUCGCUGCUCAAGAUGCCAGCCUCCCUAGUCCGAGGUUGUCACCUACUCUUGCCGCCUCCCAAUUACACUCCGCGGAGUCUGAAGAUGGUGCGCAGUCCAGCUUCCACACAUCAGCGAGUGACAAUACCUUGCCCUGGGCCGAGGAGACCCAGGCCACAGAUGACACCAAGGCUUUGCAGUUGAAAUCAACCUCGCAGUCUACCGACGAUGGAGGAGCUCUAAAACGGCUCGAAUUGAACGAUCGCUUCGGCCCUAUUGUCCUUGACACACAGACGCUCCUAGAAGCAUUUGACUCGAUGAAGACCGAGAUGAAGACAUUCAUGAUGUAUCAGUUCCUUCGUCGAUGUCCACGUUCUACACUGCGAUUGAUAGCUGAUACCGUCAAUCCUGCCCUGAAGUGUGACUUUUUAAAGCAACUUCCCCUGGAGUUGAGUUACCAUGUCUUGGCUUAUUUGGACCAUCGAGAUCUGUGCAGAGCCGCUCAAGUCUCAAGGCACUGGCGCAAUAUCGUUGACCGCAAUGAAACCGGCUGGAAGGAGCUCCUAGACAGAGAGGGUUAUUGCAUGGCACCUGGUGAAUUGGGCAAAGCCAUUGUUCAAGGUUGGGGCUGGCAGGAUCCUGUUGGGCCCAGAGGCUACGAACGCGACUUGAGCAUGCAGGGUCGGCUUACAUCAUCUGAAUUUGAAUUAACUCGAGCCUUCCGAAGCGAUAUUACACCAAAAUCUAGGAGUUCGAAGCGAAAGCGUGGUCUUAACACUUAUUCAGCAUCGGAACGAUCCAAACGUAGGGCUGGCACAUCUCAGGAGUCUUCCACCGCUGCUUUGAGGGACCCAAAAAUGGAGACAGAAUUGAAGCAACAUAAAUCUGAGGGACCUCUUUCCGCUGCGAACGCAGCAGCAGCCGCCGUUCCCGACCCUCAGCUCGGUCUGCCUAGUCUUCGCCAACUUCAUCUUUUCAAGUCGAUCUAUCGCCGCCAUCACAUGAUUCGUCAAAGUUGGACAAGCGGCGAUGUCAAACCUGGUCAUGUCGCCUUUGCUGCCCAUCCUCGGCACGUCAUCACUUGCUUACAGUUUGAUGAUGAUAAAAUAAUAACAGGGAGUGACGACACAUUAAUCCAUAUUUACGAGACGAAAACAGGCAAAUUACGGAAGAAGCUUGAAGGUCAUGAAGGUGGUGUAUGGGCCCUACAAUACGAGGGAAACAUUCUUGUUUCAGGAUCAACAGACCGGUCGGUCCGUGUUUGGGACAUUGAGCGAGGACUAUGUCAGCAGGUAUUCUUCGGCCACACUAGUACUGUGCGAUGCCUACAAAUUCUUCUGCCUGCCGAGACCGGACGAGAUUCCAGUGGACAAGCCAUUAUGCAACCUGAGAAGCCGCUGAUUAUCACGGGAUCUCGAGACAGUCAACUGCGAGUAUGGCGCCUUCCGGAAGUUGGCUCUCGCAGGUAUAUUCAGACCGGACCGGCAGCGCAAGAAUCUGACUGUCCCUACUUUAUCAGGGUGCUCAUGGGCCACGCACAUUCCGUGAGAGCCAUUUCGGCCCAUGGCGACACACUUGUAAGCGGCUCAUAUGAUAGUACGGUGCGUGUAUGGCGUAUCAGCACCGGUGAACAGCUACAUGUUCUUCGUGGUCACUCUCAGAAGGUAUACUCGGUCGUGCUUGAUCACAAGAGAGCCCGAUGUAUUUCCGGCUCUAUGGACUCGCUUGUCAAGGUUUGGGACCUUGCGACUGGUGCUUGUCUGAACACUCUCGAAGGCCAUAGCCUUCUGGUUGGCCUCUUGGAUCUGCGAGACGAGCGUCUCGUAUCUGCCGCGGCAGACUCGACACUUCGAAUCUGGGACCCUGAGAGCGGCAGGUGCAGACAUACGCUCAUGGCACACACUGGAGCUAUUACCUGCUUCCAGCAUGACGGGCAAAAGGUCGUUAGCGGCAGUGAGAAGACGGUGAAAAUGUGGGAUGUCAAGACUGGCGAGUGCGUGCAAGAUUUGUUGACUGAUCUUACCGGCGUUUGGCAAGUCAAGUUUGAUGAGCGACGCUGUGUGGCUGCUGUCCAGCGUGACCAGCUGACGUAUGUCGAGAUUUUGGACUUUGGUGCCAUUCGAGAUGGACAAGCUCCAGAGGAGCUGGGAAAGCGAAUUUUAUUAAACGAGCCUGAAGAGCGAGAGAUUAUUGACGAUGGGGCAGCGCUAGACUGA